AUGUCGUCUCAACCAGGAAGAGAUAAAGUGUUGCCAACUACCACUCGCACUUCAGUGAGUGAAAAUAUCAAGAAAGUGGCCAUCACCAUGAGGGGAGCCCAGGCCCAACUGAUUGAGCUAGAUCAGAAUCGGCCUUUAGCAGCCAUUAUACAAGAUAUAGCGAACGGGUGGAAUUUAGGUGACCCUGAAACAUAUUCUUUACAAUUUAGUGAAACAAACGGACAAAAAUAUAUCACAGAGAGAAAUCGUGGUGAAAUAGGAAAUGGAAAUGUUUUAAAAUUAACAGAAUCACCAGCAAAAAAUGCUCAGAAUUUAUAUAACCAAUGUAAAUUGAAUUCUGGUCCAGAAGAAAGAAUAAAAGGUUUACAAGAAUUAUCAAAGUUAUCAUCAGACAGUACCUUUGCUACAGAGUUUAUUAAUAUUAAAGGAUUAGAUCUCUUAAUAGAUAUCGUUAAUUCUGGUGUCUAUAAAGGAGAACCGUUAGCGUUUACCUUAAAAUCUUUUGUUGCGUUGAUGGAAAACAAUAUAUCUUGGGACGUUUUACAACCUGAAUUUAUUAAAAGGGUAGCUGAAUGUGUAAAUUGUAGCAACCAAUCACAAGAUAGUAACUGUUUACAGGCAGCAUUAGAAAUUCUAGAAUUAGUAGUCAUGAAUAGUACUGAUAAACUGUCUGUAGUAGAACAGGUGGUUACCCCUAGUAACGUUAUUCCUUAUUUAGAAAAAUAUGAUUUAGAUGUACGUAAAAACGCUAUCGCUCUGAUAAAUGCUUUGUUUACAAAAGCUGAUCCAGAGAAGAAAAAAAAAAUAGCUGAAAGUUUACAGACACGAAGUAUGAGAAACAUUAUAAUUACACAUGUUAUUAGAAGUGUUGGAAGUCAGAUGGGACAGGAAAUGGCUCACCAGUUAUACGUUUUACAGACUUUAUUGCUCAACUUACACGAAGAAAAGAUGAAUACUCCUGUUGAUUCUCAUGAUCAGGUAACUAGGCAACAUAUAGAAGAAUUAAGAAGAAUAGCGUUCGAUGUUGACGGAGAUCCGAAUAUUAAUACAGUUCGUAAAUCACAAUCUCCUGCUCAAGAUUAUAAAAAACUGGGUUUCGUGAAUGUAUCACAUCCAGCGAAGGAUUUCACCACCACGCCACCUGGAUUACUUACAUUACAUAAUAUGUUAUAUUUCGCUCGAACACAUGGUGAAAAUUAUGUUAAGGUUGUAUUAGAGAAUUCCAGUCGAGCUGAUGAACAUGAUUGUCCGUUUGUCAAGGCUUCCAUUGCUUUAACCAAAAAAAUAUGUGACAUUUUCCAUAUUGGAGAACCUCCAAUGGAAGAAGGUAGUACGUUCUAUCCUAUGUUUUUCCACCAUGAUAAACCACUAGAAGAAUUUUUCUCCGUGUGUAUACAACUAUUGAACAAAACAUGGAAAGAAAUGAGAGCUACAUCAAAAGAUUUUGAAAAAGUAUUAGGGGUAGUUAAAGAACAAAUCAUCCGAUCACUGGACAUUCAUCCUGCAACAUUCGAUGCCUUCCGAAACCGUCUACAUCAACUUAAUUACAAUGAAAUUAAAAAACUCUGGGAUCAUGACCGACAAAUUAAAGAAGAAUUUUCAUCUCAGGCUAAACCUAUCAUUGAGCUACGUGAUAAAGUUACUCCAGAAAUUAUAGAAUUAAUUCAACAACAAAGAUUACAGAUUUUAGAAAAAGGCAGUCGAUUCAAUAAAUAUAAUAAUCGUGGUCGAAUGAAAGAUAAAUACUGGUAUUGGAAACUAGCUCCUAAUCAUAAAACAUUCCAUUAUGGUGACUGUACAGAGACUGAUACACCUGUUCUAGAACAACUACACAAUAAAUUGCCUAUAGUUGAUAUUAGAAGUUUACAGACUGGAAAAGAUUGUCCAUGGGCUCAAAAAUCAAAACGAGGGGGUAAUAACAGUGCAAAUUGUGCCUUUAGUAUCGUACCCGACACUGCCGACAGUUUUAAUUUCGUAGCCACUUCAGAAACAGAGUUUGAUUAUUGGACAGAUGGUAUAAAUGUUUUACUAGGAACUAAGAUGGUGAGCAGUCAGAUGAAACAAGAUUUAGAAACUUUAUUGAGUAUGGAGAUAAAACUACGUCUGCUCGACACAGAGGGAGUGACCAUCCCCUCCCAGCCUCCCCCGAUACCCAAAGACCCCCAAAACUAUGAUUUCAACUAUAGUUUAUAA
This is a messenger RNA of Lottia gigantea (owl limpet), 2193 nucleotides long. RefSeq lists its product as hypothetical. Gene Ontology annotation, biological process: actin filament organization; cell motility. The transcript is spliced from 20 exons. The record is from RefSeq and is a predicted model, not a curated record. Bases 1 to 2193 code for a protein of 730 amino acids. Gene Ontology annotation, cellular component: plasma membrane. NCBI's taxonomy places the organism in Eukaryota, Metazoa, Mollusca, Gastropoda, Lottiidae.